Molecule: messenger RNA, 2302 nt
Organism: Hydractinia symbiolongicarpus
Lineage: Eukaryota; Metazoa; Cnidaria; Hydrozoa; Anthoathecata; Hydractiniidae
Exons: 4
Coding region: 1394-1753 (119 amino acids)
Source: RefSeq, a predicted model, not a curated record
CCCCCCCCCACAAACACACACACACAAGGAUUUUUAGCAUUGAUAAUGAAGAGAAACAUUAUUUCGUGGAUACAGAUAUGUUAAAAUAAUACACGUGUAAAUUUAUUUAAUAAAUAUUUAUUUGCAUUUAAUGCAAACUUUUUGAAUUUAUUAUUUAUUUAGUGUGCUGUAAUUUUCAACCUCGUAUAAUUUGAUAACAUCAAUUCGCCUUAAAGUUGCUCUAACAUUAUAAAAAGUUGCGACCGGCCUGCUAUUCAUUAGAAGGCUAAUUUUGAAAACUUUGUCUGAGCUAUUUUCUUUAGCAUGUAUAUAAUGAAAUGGGAACGACAGUUUAUAUCCAUUGCCUAUUUACUUAUUUAUUUUGUAACUAGUGGUAGCUUGUAGAUAAAUCAACGGGUUCGCAUUUUGUGUUUCCUUAGCACAACAUUUUUCUAACGCACAAACAAACACGAAAAAGUAUGCAAUGUUGUAAAUUAAACUGAAAGGGUCAACAAAGAAAGAAAAUUGCGUAUAUUUAAAUAUGAGGUUUAUAUUUUAACUUCGAAGCAUCCCUUUCUUGACAACUCCAUGCAUAGCUUGUAAUUGAGAAACCAUGUUAUUUUCUAAUUAGAUUUUAAUUUUCACUUCACUGGUUUUUAAAAUAAACACCGCCUUCCAGCAAACGCCACACUCAUACGUUUCAGAAUAAAAAAAAAGUUCUUUCCUCUUUAAAUAAAUUAAUUAGGUUUAUUGCACACAUUUGUAUAUAUUUAUCUUGCAGUAUAUUUCCAUUGUUGAUAUUUGACAUUAUGAUGUUUCAAAAAAAGUAUUUUCAACAUAGCAUAAUGUGAAAAGCAUGUUGUAAAUAAGGUUUGACCUAACAGAACACAGUUCCUCCAACGUUUUUCCGUUUUAGCUUGUUACAUUGAUACAGCGCGAAGGUCCAAAGCCCUAUGUGCAAAGUUGUUACUCUUUAAACUCAACAGUUUUUAACCUUAGUUGCUUUCUUAAGGUUGUGUUGGUUUCCAUGUACAUGAUGUCACUCUCUGAACAGUCAGUAAUUGUCAGAAAUUUCCAAUAUAUCAGAAAAAUGUCUGGGUACAAUGAGGAUUAUCAAAAAAAAAGGAAUAUCAGUAAUUUCUUUAAUAUGCCAGGAAAUUGUCAGGACUGUUUCAGAACUGUUCUCAAAGAACUGUGAAUGAAUUUUUUAUAGUUUUUAUCAAUGUAAUUACAUUUAAUUUUUUUAGGACAAUCCAAGGUGGAAACAGUGGAUAAGUCUAGUUUUGGCUGUUGACUGAAAACAUCUACUACACCAGGAAAUUGCCAGAAAUUUUCGUCAAAACGUCAAAAAGAUAAAGAGUUAAUAUAUUUGUGAUUCGAUGACAUCACUUCGUCUAUUGGCGGUGAGCCGUGUAUGACAACAAAACCAUCAUCGUCAAUCAAGUUGUUCUUGUACGUUAGAAGUUUAGAAUUGGAAAAAUUUAGAAAACAUGACAAAAAGCGAAACAAAAGAACAACCAAGCAAGCAAACAUGCAAACAAACAAACCAAUUUUCAUUAUGUGUAUUGUAGCUAAGAAUUUGUGUCGUAUAAUUUAUUGUGUUUUAUCUGGACAACUUUGUAUUAACAUUAACUUCUUAAAAAAUAUAAAGUUUAUGUUUUUAUUUAAUUUUUUCACUCAUAUUUGGUUUUGCUUUCUUUCUGCAUAUUCUUUUGAAAUAAGUUCUCAUGCGCAGAGGAAAACCUUGCAUGCAAAAAGCUUUUGUUUGAAGUGAUCGGAAUGUUUGAUAAGUGUUCAAGCAUGCGGAAAGUUUGACGACCUUUUAAAAAUCCUAAUCUUUAAAUGUCAAAGGCUGGGUUUAUUUUUGGCUAGUUUUUCUUCCUCUUUUGACACCCCAUGUUCUAAUUAGUUUUAUAACCAAUUUGGUUUGGAUUUUAUACCAUCCUCCUAAAAUACAAAAUUUGCAAACAAGCAAGUGUAUGUUUAGUCCUGUCCAAACUUUUUAGUAUGGAUUACUGCGCAAGUUGUAAAAUGGUAAGAUUCCUGUUAUGGCUUUGUUAAAUUUCCCACAAUAUACUGCAAACUAAUUUGCCCGAAAACAUAGUAUUGUUUGCAAGCCUUGUAGUUAUUUAACGAUAAUGGCGAUUGCAUUACAAGUAUGUUCCUAAAAAUGUUGAAAACGAAUUAUUAUCAAAGCUAAGGAAGCUGAUAUACGAACUUUCUUCAAACGAACAAUAAUAUUAUGAACUCUUGAUUGCGUUUAUAUUGAUUUUUUCUAGGGAAGAAAUCGUUUUAACUAAAACUAUUAUCUCAUUUUUUUCUG